AUGUCAAAGUUCACACGCCGAAAACGCUCUGCCAAAAAGGAUACUUGGCUGCGUGUGCUUGAAGUUUUAUUCUUUCUGAUUUUACACAUAAGUGGCAUUGAUGCAUUGGCGCAUCCCAGCGCUGCGCAGGAGCACGAUAUGCUGAUACUGGACGCCUUGUCGAGGCGCAGCAGCGGCGGUUACUACAGCGAGGGUUCUGUCAUGGAAAUGCUGGCGAGAAUGAUUCCGCAGUCUUGCCGCUUUCGUGGACAUAAAUUCGAAUGCGGUCUCUCCAUUUCGUGUGUGUUGGGCGGCGGCAAACCGCUUGACCUCUGCUCGGGCGGCAUGAUCUGGUCGUGCUGUGUGGACAAAGAUCUCGACGCGGAGGACACGCACGCAAGUCAAGUCAACAAUACAAGUGACAUCAUACACUUGCACGACAUCUAUCCCGACUUGGCGAGCCACAACAAGCACCCGCCACAUAGUGGACUCGGCAGCAGUUCACAGUUACACAAUUUGCAUAAUAGUCAUGGUGCAACACAAAGUAACAACGUACACACCACCAACAUAGCAACGCAUAACACACUGGGCGCCUCACGACCGCCAGUUCAUCACUAUCCCACCGUCAUCAGUAAUCAUCAGUACCAAGUGACGCAAUCGCUGUACACGACAAAGCGACCCUACAAGCCGCACAUCUAUCGACCGGCAACGACGGGGGGUGGCGCUGUGGCACAGUCUAGCAAUUGGGAGCAUGAGUCAAAUCACCUGGGCAACGGCAUCACCAAUCAUUUGGACACUUUCUUCGAUGUGGAUCGACCGCCCGCGCACUCGUCGGAGAGCGGACCACAUGAGUUGUUGCCACAUCCACAGCCCUUUGCGGUGGGCAAUGUACUCGAUUUGAAUGCAGGCGAAGCGGCGGAGGAUUACAGUGGCGGUGCCGGUGGUGGAAUUUAUGCUGACGGAACGACGUAUCGACCAGUGCCGGGUUGUGGCGAGGUAUACGCGCGCUCGAAUCGCAUUGUGGGUGGACACUCGACGGGCUUCGGUUCACAUCCCUGGCAGGUGGCGCUGAUUAAGAGUGGAUUUCUCUCGCGGAAACUUAGCUGUGGCGGUGCGCUCAUCUCGAAUCGCUGGGUCGUCACGGCGGCGCAUUGUGUAGCAACAACCGCCAACUCUAAUAUGAAAAUCCGCCUGGGCGAAUGGGAUGUGCGUGGACAAGAUGAGCGACUCAAUCACGAAGAAUAUGGCAUUGAACGCAAAGAAGUGCAUCCACACUACAAUCCGGCAGAUUUCAAGAACGACUUGGCGCUGAUAAGAUUGGAUCGCAAUGUUGUCUACAAACAGCACAUAAUACCCGUAUGUUUGCCGCCGCCAGCCACGAAGUUGGUGGGCAAAAUGGCGACAGUAGCUGGAUGGGGACGCACGCGGCACGGACAGAGCACGGUGCCCUCAGUGCUGCAGGAAGUGGACGUCGAGGUGCUGUCGAAUGAUCGCUGUCAGCGCUGGUUCCGUGCAGCGGGUCGUCGAGAGGCAAUACACGAUGUCUUCCUUUGCGCCGGCUAUAAGGAGGGUGGACGCGAUUCGUGCCAAGGCGACUCUGGUGGUCCGUUAACACUGUCCUUGGAUGGCCGUAAAACGCUCAUCGGUUUGGUGUCGUGGGGUAUCGGUUGCGGGCGUGAACAUCUGCCUGGUGUUUAUACGAAUAUACAGAAAUUUGUGCCGUGGAUCAAUAAAGUGAUGGCCAACGAUAAUGCGUAG
Messenger RNA from Bactrocera tryoni, 1737 nucleotides. Its product is annotated as serine proteinase stubble. Gene Ontology annotation, molecular function: serine-type endopeptidase activity. Gene Ontology annotation, biological process: proteolysis. NCBI's taxonomy places the organism in Eukaryota, Metazoa, Arthropoda, Insecta, Diptera, Tephritidae. The coding region runs from base 1 to 1737 and encodes 578 amino acids. The record is from RefSeq and is a predicted model, not a curated record. The transcript has 6 exons.